This is a messenger RNA of Hibiscus syriacus, 666 nucleotides long. RefSeq lists its product as uncharacterized. The record is from RefSeq and is a predicted model, not a curated record. The transcript is spliced from 2 exons. NCBI's taxonomy places the organism in Eukaryota, Viridiplantae, Streptophyta, Magnoliopsida, Malvales, Malvaceae. Bases 91 to 567 code for a protein of 158 amino acids.
UGUUCUAAUUGCGAAAUUCAGCAAAACCCGAAUUCUGCCGUACCUCCGAUUAUCUAAAGCCAAAUACUUUUUUCCCGACAACCUUUGAAAAUGGCGGUGUUCCUGAACAUGUCUCAGAUUAAGUUUUCCCCGAAUAAUCUCCAACGAAUUCGGAAUUUCCCCACCACAACCUUCAUCGCCAACAAGGUCCACAACAUCUCAUGCGCCAAAAAGAGCCUCAGCGACUCAGCCCUGGCUUUAGAUUUGGCCAUAACCGUGGAAAAGAUUAAUACCCAUUUGGAGGAUAAAGAGAAAGCCAUGAAGAAAAGCAAAGGGUUGUUGUUUGCAGAGUUGUGCCAGUAUUUUUCUUUGCAGGAAGAGGAAAUGAACAAGAAAUGGACGAAGAUGAAAGAAGAUGAGAAAUGGGUUUUGGUUAGCAAGUUUGUUGAUGAUUGGGGUGUUUAUUUUCAUCCAUUAUCUGUGAGAUCGGUCAAGGAAAUGGUGGAUGAAUAUUUGCAGGAUGACAAAUCUGCUUCACCUAGGUUUCCUGGUUUGAAAAGAAUGUUGGGGAUUUCAGAAGAUGCUUGAAUUUUGAUUAAACCUUGAAAACGUAAUCCAUGGGUGUACACAGAAUUUCUUUGUAUGUAUAUAUACACAAAUGGUUUAUUGCAAAGAACAUGCGGACAA